UUAGAGAGGAGGAAGAUGCCAUUUCUAAAAUGAGUCUCAAUGAGGAUAGAGAGGAGAAAGGCAUUGCCGCCAACAUGAAUCUGAAGAGAGCAGUAUCUCCAGUAUUGAGCAGUGUGUCAAUUAAGAGUGACAUAUCCAUGCCUCUUCCCCCAAAUAUCAGUGAUGAAGCAGGGACCUCUAGCCUCAGGUGAGACACACUUCAGUAUUGGAGACAAUAUGUCACAAAGAGGAAAACUCAAAGAGUGGCAGCUCCAGUAUUCAGCUGUGUGUCUAUGAAGAGUGAUAUAUCCAUGCCUCUUCCCCCAAAUCUCAGUGAUGGAGCAGGGAUUUCUGGCCCUAAUGUCACAAAGAGGAAAACCCAGACUGCAGCAUCUCCAGUAUUGAGCUGUGUGUCAUUGAAGAGUGACAUCUCCAUGCCCCUUCCUCCUAAUCUCAGUGAUGGAGCAAGGACUUUUGAUCCUUUAGGAAAAGAUGGAGAUGAAGACCUGAAGCAGGAUUCUCACAAACCAGUUGAGGAUCUGACUCUGCAGAGGGUCAAAGACCAACACAAAACCAUCAUGAAGAACAAAUAUGAGAGCUUAUUUGAGGGAAUCAAACUACAAGAGAAUCAAAUGCUCCUGAAUAGGAUUUACACACAGCUCUACAUCAUAGAGGGAGAGAGUGAAGGGGUGAAUGAAGAACAUGAGGUUUUACACAUGGAGAAAACACCCAGAACUCAACACUUACAAGACACUCCAAUCUACUGCAAUGACAUCUUUAAAUCCUUACCUGAACCAGGAUGUGAGGAGAAGAUAAAAGACCAAGUAAAGACUGUUCUUACUAAAGGCAUCGCUGGAAUUGGAAAAACAGUCUCUGUUCAGAAGUUCAUUCUGGACUGGGCCGAGGGAAAGGCCAAUCAGGAUGUAGAUUUCAUGUUUGUGCUUCCAUUUCGAGAGCUGAACUUGAUUAAAGAUGAGCAGUACAGUCUUCACAAACUUCUGCUGGACUUUAAUCCUGAACUUCAUCAUCUGGACUCAAAGAUUUAUAAUGAGUGUAAAGUUGUUUUCAUCUUUGACGGUCUGGAUGAAAGCAGAAUUCCACUGAUGUUUUCAGACAGGGAGAAAGUUUCUGAUGUGACUGAGACUUCAUCAGUGGGUGUGCUGAUGUCAAAACUCAUCAAAGGAGAUCUGCUUCCCUCUGCUUUCAUCUGGAUCACCUCCAGACCAGCAGCAGCCAAUCAGAUCCCCUCCAAAUACAUCAAGCGUGUGACAGAAAUUCAGGGAUUCAAUGACCCUCAGAAGGAGGAAUAUUUCAGGAAGAGAAUCAGUGAUGAGCAUCAAGCCAGCAGAAUCAUCUCACACAUUAGAAGAGCAAGAAGCCUCCACAUCAUGUGCCACAUACCAGUCUUCUGUUGGAUCUCAUCCACUGUGCUUCAAAACAUCCUGAAACAAGAUGACAGUGCAGAAAUCCCUCAAACUCUGACUGAAAUGUACAUCCACUUCCUGCUCAUUCAGAUCAAUAUGAGGAAUCAGAAGUAUGAAGAGAAACUCCUGCAGUCCAACAGAGAAGUGAUUGUGAAACUUGCUGAACUGGCUUUCAAACAGCUGAUGAACGGUAAUGUCAUGUUCUAUGAGGAGGACCUGAGAGAGAGCGGCAUAGACAUCACUGACGCCUCCGUGUAUUCUGGGAUCUGCACUGAGAUCUUUAAGGAGGAAUCUGUGAUUCAUCAGAGGAAAGUCUACAGCUUCAUACACCUCAGCUUUCAGGAGUUUUUGGCAGCUUUCUAUAAGCUUUACUGCCAUGUGUUGAGGACCAAGAGUGCACUGCACCUUUUACAGGAUGAAGCACAUGAGUGGCAGUGUUCUAUUGAAUUAAAUUUUUAUGGGCUACUGAAAUCAGAAGUUUAUAAGACCCUGUGUAGUGAAAAUGGACGGCAGGAUCUUUUCCUGCGAUUCCUUUUAGGCAUCUCACUGGAGUCCAAUCAGAGACUCUUACAGGAUCUACUGACACACACAGAGAACAGCUCAGAGAGCAUCAAGAAAACCUCACAUGUUCCUGAAACCGAUAGCAAUAAACUCUCUGGUGAUAAAUCCAUCAAUCUGUUCCUCUGUCUGCUGGAGAUGAAAGAUCAGACUCUGUACAGCGAGAUUCAGGAGUUUCUGAAAUCAGACAAACACUCAGAGAAAAAACUCACUGCUGCUCAAUGUUCAGCAAUCGCCUACAUGCUUCAGAUGUCAGAGGAGGUGCUGGAUGAGUUUAGUCCCAUGCAAUACAACACAUCAGAGGAGGGUAGAAGAAGACUGAUACCAGCUGUGAGCAACUGCAAAAAAGCACUACUUGCUGGCUGUGAUCUCACUUAUAAGAGCUGUGAAAUUUUGGCUUCAGUUCUACAAUCAUCAAACUCCCUCCUGAGACAGCUGGACCUGAGUAACAAUGACCUGCAGGAUUCAGGAGUGAAGCUGCUCUCUGAUGCACUGAGGAGUACAAACUGUACACUGGAGAUACUAAGACUGAGAGGCUGUUAUCUCACUGGUCAGUGUUGUCACAAUUUGUCUUCAUCUCUACAAUCAUCAAAGUCCCUCCUGAGAGAGUUGGACUUGAGUAACAAUGACCUGCAGGAUUCAGGAGUGAAGCUGCUCUCUGAUGCACUGAAGAGUCCAAACUGUACACUAGAGAUACUGAGAAUAUCAGGCUGUAUGGUGACAGAGAUCGGCUGUUGUUAUGUGGCUUCAUCACUGAGUUCAAACCCUUCACACCUGAUAGAGCUGGAUAUAAGCUACAAUCACCCAGGAGAAUCAGGAGUCAAACUGCUCUCUGACAGACUCAAUGAUCCAAACUGCAAACUGGACAAACUCAAUGUGGAUCAUGGAGGAGAGUUCAUGAUUGCAGAAGGACCACAAAAAUAUUUCUGUCAUCUCACCUUGGAUCCAAACACGGCAAACUCUCAACUCAUUCUGUCUGAGAAGAACAGAAAGGCUACAUAUUUGUUAGAGAAACAGUCAUAUCCUGAUCACCCAGAGAGAUUUGAUAGCUUUCCUCAGGUUCUGUGUAGAGAGAGUCUGACUGGACGCUGUUACUGGGAGGCUGAAUGGAUAGGGGGGACAGGGGCUUGUGUAUCAGUGGCACACAGAGGAAUUAGCAGGAAAGGAGAAAUUAGAGACUGUUUGUUGGGUGACAACAUGAUGUCCUGGAGUCUUAACUGUGCAAAACACGGAUUUACAGUCGUUUACAAUAAUAAUAUUUUCAAAUUUGUCCCUUUGACCCUCUCUAAAAGAGUUGGAGUGUAUCUGGACUGGUCUGCUGGCACUCUGUCCUUCUACAUUGUCUCUGAAAUGCACACACUCACACACUUACACACAUUCAACACCACAUUCACUGAACCCCUCUAUGCUGGAUUUGGGGUUUAUAAUGAUUCCUCAGUGUCUCUGUGUCAGAUUAAAAACAGACACACCUGACUGAAACACACUGACUUUAUCUCUCUGAAACGCACUCUGGAGCAGACUCUACCAUUCAAAAUAAUACAGAAUACAGCACUGUAAAGUCAUUCAAUGUUGGCCCAUUUGAAGUUCUUCAGGAAAUUUGUAUCAAUGUACUACAAAUUUCCAGUUAUUUAUAUUAGAAUGUAAUCAGAUUGCUUUAAUUUGCAAUAUGAUUACAUUCAACACUGCUCCCAUCCAGCAUGCCUUUUGUCCAUUAAACAGGAGGGAACCACUUAUUGGAGAGUGAAACGCCCCGUAUUGAAGACAUUUUUCUCUUAUUGAAGUGUUUUAAUGGGGUGUCCCUCUUGAGCAUUUUUCUGAACAUAUUGUGCACUUGCAGUAAUGUGUGCAGGGGUGUUUAGCCUGGAAAUCAGCCUUUUCAUGCAGUGAUGCUUUAGGUGGACCGCUAUCCUUCAUUGAAGGUUGAAGGACGAAAUGCUAAUGUGACCUUUGUUUGCGUGAUGCAGAGUUAGCUACCUGAAGGGACUUCACUUAUCAUAAAUCACCAUAAUCCAAGUUCCUUUCCACAU
Xyrauchen texanus (razorback sucker) is the source of this 3988-nucleotide messenger RNA. RefSeq names its product NACHT, LRR and PYD domains-containing protein 3-like. Gene Ontology annotation, molecular function: protein binding. The record is from RefSeq and is a predicted model, not a curated record. The transcript has 10 exons. NCBI's taxonomy places the organism in Eukaryota, Metazoa, Chordata, Actinopteri, Cypriniformes, Catostomidae.